Molecule: messenger RNA, 3609 nt
Organism: Microplitis mediator
Lineage: Eukaryota; Metazoa; Arthropoda; Insecta; Hymenoptera; Braconidae
Gene: Pgant35A
Product: polypeptide N-acetylgalactosaminyltransferase 35A
Exons: 5
Coding region: 175-2037 (620 amino acids)
Biological process (GO): regulation of Notch signaling pathway
Cellular component (GO): Golgi apparatus
Molecular function (GO): Notch binding
Source: RefSeq, a predicted model, not a curated record
UGGCAGGACUAUUUACGCAUGAUGCAGAGAACACGAUCAGCUGUUCAUAAAAAUAACGUAAAUAAACAGUAUUGUAAAAUUUUUAUGUAGUUAUGUUUUAAUUUAAAAAUAUGUUUUCUUAGAAAAAAAAAUGAAAAUAAUUCAUACUUUUUUCUAUAUCAUUAUUUUUUCAAGAUGAUUUCAACCAGAUACGCAUCGUUUAUCUCGGGAAUUAUAAUCGCAUCAAUAACAUGGGCGUUCAGUCUCUAUCUUUAUUCAAAAUUAACUCAAAAUUCAAAUGUAGUAAAUCCUACGAUGUUGGUUUCGGAAUACACAAUUCCACUUGAAGAAUCAGUAUUUAAGCAAAAAAUAAUCCAUAGUAUUGGUGAUGGAAGAGUUGGUAUAAAAAAAAAUAGUGAUAAACUUAUUCAACAAUUACAACCAGUACCAAUUAAAUCAGCAAUGGGAUUAGAAUAUGGUCUCGACGAAUUAGGCUUAGUACGAAAUAUAGAUGAUCAAAAAAAAAGAGACGAUGGCUACAAAAAAUACGCUUUCAAUGGUUUAGUAUCAGACAAUAUUGGAAUAAAUAGAAUAAUACCAGACACUCGAAAUAAACUUUGCUCAUCAAUAAAGUACUCAAAUAAAUUACCCAAUGCCAGUAUUGUAAUUUGUUUCUAUAACGAACACUACAUGACUUUAUUGAGAACACUGCAUUCUAUUACUAAUAGAACACCAGAAAAUCUUUUACAUGAGAUUAUUUUGGUCGACGAUUACAGUGACAGUGAUGAAUUACACAAUAAAAUAAACAAGUACGUAAAUGAUAAUUUUUCAGGCAAAGUAAAAUUAUAUAAAACAGAAAAAAGAGAAGGACUUAUAAGAGCUAAAAUAUUUGGAGCGAGAAAAGCAACAGGUGACGUACUUAUUUUCUUGGAUAGUCAUAUCGAAGUAAAUAAAAUGUGGAUUGAGCCAUUACUUUCAAGGAUUGCCGAGUCAAAAACAAUUUUGCCAAUGCCAGUUAUCGAUAUUAUUAAUUCCGAUACAUUUCAAUACACAGCAAGUCCGCUGGUCAGAGGAGGUUUUAAUUGGGGGCUGCAUUUCAAAUGGGACAAUGUACCAAAAAGUGACUUAAAUAACGACCAAGAUUUUGUAAGACCCAUUAAGUCACCAACGAUGGCCGGUGGAUUAUUUGCAAUUGACAGAAAAUAUUUCAUUGAAAUGGGGGAAUAUGAUGCAGGAAUGGACACAUGGGGAGGAGAAAAUUUAGAAAUAUCAUUCAGAAUAUGGAUGUGUGGAGGCAGCAUUGAAUUGAUACCUUGUUCAAGAGUUGGUCAUGUGUUUAGACGACGACGACCUUAUGGUAAUGAUCGUGAGGUAGACACGAUGUUGAAAAAUUCACUGCGUGUUGCUUACGUUUGGAUGGACAAAUAUAAAGAAUAUUUUUUAAAAAAUAUCCAAGUAGUUGACUACGGUGACAUUUCAGAUCGUUUGGCUUUACGUGACCGAUUAAAAUGUAAAGAUUUUGCUUGGUAUUUAGAAACAGUUUAUCCAGAACUGUCACUUCCGGAUGGUAAUAAGCAGAGUUUAAAAGAAAAAUGGAGUAAUGCUAAUCAACAACCUAUACAGCCAUGGCAUUUAAGAAUAAGAAAUUAUACUGCUCAGUAUCAAAUAAGAUUAACUAAUUCUGGACUUUGUAUUCAAAGUGAAAAAGAUAUUAAGACGAAAGGUUCUAAAUUAAUACUAGUACCUUGUUUACGUGCUAAGUCUCAAAUGUGGUAUGAAACGGAUAAAAAUGAAUUGAUCCUGGGACAAAUGUUGUGUCUAGAAGGUAGUGGGAAGAUUCCGAAACUUGGAAAAUGCCAUGAAAUGGGAGGAAAUCAAGAAUGGCAUCAUAAAGGAACAACUGGUACUCCCAUCUACAACAUUGCUACCGGUACAUGCUUAGGAGUGAAACGAGCAAAUAAAUACGCACAAAUAAUAAUGGACUUAUGUAUGAAGUCUGACGCUACAUCAAUUAGUUGGGAUAUUGUACAUGCGUUUCCUUCGAAGGAUAUGAGGUGAUCAACAUUGGAUCUUCAGUAAUAAAAAUAAAAGUUAAUUUUAAAGAUAAAGCGAACAAUUUUAUAAAUUUUAGGAUAAAUUUAAAAUUUUUAAAUCUACACGGUAAAAUUUUCACUGAUUUAAUUAUCGUCUUAAAAAAUAUUAACUCCGUUAAUGUUUUUUAAGAGAUAAUACAUAUGUAUAAAUUACUUGUAAAGAUCAAUAAUAUUUAAAUAUUGGAAAACUUUCAUUUAUAAAUUUGAAUUUCCCGGUAGAUAUUAUGAGAUAAUUUAAUUUUUUUAACGAGUUUGAUUAGAUAUUUGAAUACGUCUAUUAUUAUAUAAUAUAAAGUUCCGAAAAAAAAUGACUACUUGUUCUUUUAAGGCUGGGCCAUACGAACUGAAUUUUUGAAUUUUACUUUUCUUUUAAGUUAUCAAUUAAUUGUUACUGCAGUUUUUAUAGCUUACGAAAAAAAGUCCAAGACAAACUUUUUCGUGAAAUUUUAAUCAUUCGAGUGGCAUAAUUAUUUAAGAUGUAAUUAGAAAAGUUAAAUUCUUUGGUAAACUUUUUUUUUACGAUCAAAAUUAUAAAAAUUCAAAUCUGUCUCAAGUUUAGAAGUUUCACAUAUCGAACGUUUUUGAAUUUUUUUCAAACGAAUCUUUUUUACACCGAAAACGCAGUAUGUUAAAUUAAUACACAAAAAUGUUAAGUAUUUAACAUAUAAUUUUUACACAAAUACAAAAAUUUUUUACUGUGUGCCAGCCCUUAAAAUAUUUUUUAUUCUCAAUCUUCUGAUUGUUCUUCAACUUUAAAUAUUAAUAGAAAUGUUAUACAUAAAAUAUUAUACUAAAAUCUUUUAUUUAACUGAAGAUCGGAACGCUUUUCACGCAACGAAGAUGAAAAUAAUUCAUGAAAUUUGUGUCUAAAGGCGACUUAAGGGGUAGUUGGGGGGUGGCCUGUCUUUUCAUUUCUUUUUUUCUUAUUUUCGUUCCGCGAAAAACCUUCCGAUCUUCAGGUAUAUAAUCUUUUAAAUAAAAAUUUUUUAUUUGAAAUAAAUUUCGAAAUAAUCAUGUUCAUGUAAUUGCGAUAUUGUUAAUAAUGAUCAUAAAAAAAUACAUAAAAUAUCAAACACAUACUUGACAUAAGUCACGUAGAUUUUUAUAAAAUUUUUAAAAAUAUUUUCUGUUCAUAACCAGUUUAAAAUUUUGUGUCUUUGUGCAUAAAAAUUCAGUGGUUAAAUAUUUUGUGUCAAUUAUUUGACACCAUCAAGCGUAAAUUUAACUAAAGUUGAAUGUGUUAUCUGAUCUCAACAAAUUUUAACCCUGUAUUAUUGUUUGACACAAGUAAAAUGUGUUAAAUUAACACAAUAAUUGAGUGGACCAUUUGGGACAUGUGAUUUGUGUUAAAUUUAACACUAAUUUUUAAACUGUAUGAGUUGAUGUUAUCAUGAAAAAUAUUUUAUUUAUUAUUUUAUAUUGGCAACUACUUAUAUUUUUUUAUUUGUAAUAAGUAAGUUUUUUAUAAAAUUAUGAAUAUAUUAAUUUUAUACAAAAUAUAUAAGAACUUAAUAAAAUAACUGUUUCUGAAUCUAAA